AUGGGCUCCGAUCCUCAGUAUGCCAAAUGGCCGCUGUUGCCCUUGAGCCAACAUGUCUUCACUCUCACCAACCCCUAUGCCGCUCGCCCUGCCCAACAAGCCUCUACCAAAGCCCUCCAAGAUGCCAUCACCGAGCACAAGAUGGCACCCCUCUACAGAUACCUCGCCCACCCCACUGAAGGCAUCCUGAACCCCGCUGGCGAGGGCACCUCCUCCACCUCACAGAAGCCUAUCAGCCGGAAGUCAAGUAUCCAGGUCGGCAUGACCGCCACCGGCUCCUCCAAGAGCGCCACCCUGCCGUGGGAUGACGACGUCUACAAGAAGCUCCAGGCCGAGAACGACCAGGAGCUCGAGGGCUUCCAGAAGGAGGAGGACGACGCCGUUGAGAAUGCUGGCGACACCGAGGUCACCGCCGCCCGGGGGAAGAGAGCAGACUUUUACGCUAGAGUCGGCGACAAGGACAAGGCCAUAGCAGCAUACGAAGACCUGUUAGAAAAGACGGGUAUUCUGGGCACCAAGAUCGACAUCGUACUCGCCAUCAUUCGGCUUGGCCUCUUCUUUGGCGACAAGACAUUAGUAAAGAAGCAGGUUGCGAAAGCAAAGACGCUGGUUGAGAGCGGUGGCGACUGGGACCGUCGCAACCGUCUCAAGGCCUACGAGGGUCUUCACCUCCUCACUGUCCGCUCCUACAACCUCGGCGCUCCCCUGCUCCUCGAUUCGCUUUCGACAUUUACCAGCUACGAACUAUGCACAUACUCGAAUCUCGUCGUCUACGCCGUACUGGCAGGCUCUGUUUCCCUGAAGCGUGUUGAUUUCAAGAGCAAGGUCGUGGAUGCUCCCGAGAUCAAGGCCAUCCUGGGAACCGAUGGUGAGGACCGGAUCGCCGCUCUCUCGGGCGCCAUCUCUGCCGGCCCGGGUGCAGACGAGGACAUCGCCAUGUCCGGCACCGUUUCCAAAUCUGCUCAGGCAGCUCCCAAGGGCGUGGUGAACCUGGCCACCCUUGGCUCGGGCGCCGAGGCAGCCGAGGCCGAGGUUGCCGUCGACUUCUCCUCGCUUGCCCAGCUCGUCAACAGUCUCUACAACGGUCACUAUAAGCUAUUCUUCCAGGCACUAGCCCAGGUCGAGGAGCAGUUCCUGACGCAGGACCGAUACCUCCACGAGCACCGGGGCUGGUUCAUCCGCGAGAUGCGUCUCCGCGCAUACCAGCAGUUGUUGCAGAGCUACCGUGUCGUCGGGCUGGAGAGCAUGGCCAGCGACUUCGGCGUCACGGUGGACUUCUUGGACCGCGAUCUCGCAAAGUUCAUCGCCGGCGGCCGCAUUCCCUGCACCAUCGACCGCGUCACCGGCAAGGGCGUCAUCGAGACCAACCGACCGGACGACAAGAACAAGCAGUACCAGGACGUCGUGAAGCAGGGCGAUCAGCUCAUCACCAAGCUGCAGAAGUAUGGCCAGGCCGUGCGCCUCAGGGGUAGCGAAAGGGCUUAG
Truncatella angustata is the source of this 1485-nucleotide messenger RNA. Its product is annotated as proteasome regulatory particle, non-ATPase-like protein. Lineage: Eukaryota; Fungi; Ascomycota; Sordariomycetes; Amphisphaeriales; Sporocadaceae. The transcript has 3 exons. The record is from RefSeq and is a predicted model, not a curated record. Bases 1 to 1485 code for a protein of 494 amino acids. Gene Ontology annotation, cellular component: proteasome regulatory particle. Gene Ontology annotation, biological process: proteasome-mediated ubiquitin-dependent protein catabolic process.